CCCCUCCCCCUCAUUCCCGCAACGUAAAGUCGGCAUCAAUGAGAGAAAGCCAGAAAAGGGAGCGCGGCCGCCAUUAUUACAGGUGUUACUGAGCAUCACAGCCGUGAGAUAACGGGCAACGUAAACAUCAUAACGCUGAUGCUUCAGGAAUAGCCAGAAGAUGCCAGGUCAAGUCACCUAUGGACGUAAGCGUCCACUUCCUUCAUCUCCCAAUCCCCUAUUUAUAAAGUGGCUAACUGAGUGGAGGGAUGCAGCUGCAGAGAAAGGGUUGAAAACGCAAUAUGUUUAUCAGAAGGCAAUCAGCUCCCUUAAGAAGUAUCCCUUGCCGCUGCACAACGGAAAAGAGGCAAAAAUUCUGCAAAACUUUGGGGACGGUAUCUGUAAGAUGUUAGAUCAGCGACUGGAGAAGCAUUAUGUUGAGAAUGGGCCCAGUGCUCCAAUUCAUUCUCUCCCUAGCUGCAGCUCAAAUUCAACUAGAGCAAGAGAACCGAAGAGAGCAUCUUCUCCUGUUCCCACCAAGUCUGUUCUAGAAGCACCACAUGCAGAGAGUCAUCAAGGGCUAUCUCCCUCUAAGAAGAAAAAAAACGAAGGCAAAAAACUGCGUGAAUAUGUCCCGCAACGUCGGUCAGGAGGAUAUGCAGUGCUUAUAACACUGUACAAAAACAGCCAAAGUUCAAGUUACAAAGGUUACAUGACCAAAGUAGAACUACAAAGAGAAGCUCAGUCACUGUGUGAUAAAUCAUUCACUCUGACUGACGCCAACAAUAAGUACACAGCUUGGUCUUCCGUCAGUACGUUGAUACAGAAGGAUCUGGUCAUCAAAACUCACAGCCCUGCUAGGUACUCAUUGACAGAGAAAGGAAUUGAACUGGCUCAUAGGUUAACUGCAGCAGAACAAGGUAAAGGAAUACUAGAGGGCGGCUCGUUAGAAGAUGACUUCUCUUCAUCUGAUAAAGAAAUAGAAGAACAGAAAAAUAAAGAAAAGGGUUAUGAAGGCAAAAACAUCCCAAGUAUACACAUUCACCCUAUUCAAAGUCAUCAGUAUCCUCCCAUGAGUGUUUCUUCAGACAACUCUGAGACCAGCAGAAAGCACACAUCCAGUUCUUACCAACAUAUUCCUGAUUUCAUCUUGCAUCCGGGGAAAUUCAACAUUCUGCUCUGUGUGGAUUUCAUAGAGACCACAGGAGGCUCGGCACAUCGGAAACAGGAUCUUGUUUCAGAACUGAAGAAGAAUGGUGUUAGUUUCGAUGUGCGCAAGUUGCAUAUUGGAGACUUUGUGUGGAUAGCACAAGAGAAAGUACAGCCGGUGCCAGGUCAGCUGAGAGUUCCACAGCCCCAGGAACUAGUGCUAGAUUAUGUGGUGGAACGAAAGAGAAUGGAUGACCUAUGUGGAAGUAUUAUAGAUGGCCGCUUCCGCGAACAAAAGUUUCGCCUGAAAAGAUGUGGGCUGCGUCACCCAAUAUAUCUUGUGGAAGACCACGGUUCUGCUCAACAUCUGAGCAUUCCUGAGAGUACCCUGCAGCAAGCCAUAGUAAAUACACAGGUAAUUGAUGGAUUUUUUAUCAAGCGCACCAAGGAUGUUCGGGAAUCUGCAGCCUACUUGACUAUAAUGACUCGCUACCUACAGGGCAUGUACUUGAACAAAACCCUGAUGAGCUGCACUAAAGAGGAUGAUGAAAAAUUUGAAAGAGAGGUUCCACUCCACAGUUCUCAAAGCUGCAUUCUGCUGGACUUCAAAAGCUUUAAUGAAGGAGCUAUGAAGAACAAGGCUCAGACGGUGAGAGAAGUAUUCGCAAGGCAAUUGAUGCAGAUCAGUGGUGUAAGCGGUGACAAAGCUGCAGCUAUUCUGGACAAAUAUAAUACCCCAGCCAGUCUCAUGGCUGCAUAUGAACGAUGUGUCUCCACUGAAGAGAAAGAGAAACUGCUGUCCAAUGUGAAAUGUGGGAAGAUGCAAAGAAACCUUGGACCAGUCUUGAGCAAGACCAUAUCCCAGCUUUACUGCACUAAAGGAGCAUUAUCCUGAUGCUAUAAUACAACAUAAAUUCAGGACAUCAUGCUUAUUCUUUAAUGGACUUUAUCUUUAGGAUCAUAAUAUCCCAAUAUGACAGGAUGAAAAGUGAUGCUGCAUUAAUAGUAAAAUAGGUCUGUGACACAUUUUUGACUAUGCAUUACCAAGUACUACCUCAUUUUGUAUUGUCCUCCUCUCCUUCAAUAUUAUUCAGAAGUAUCAUGGAAACUAAAGUACAUGUAUCUUAGCUACCAUUUUGUAAUUAAAUAAUUAAAAUACACUAGCUAAUGAUGUGAAGAUACAAAAAUGAUUUUUUGUAACAUUGAGUACUGAAUGAUGGUAAACUAAAUACUGGAGUACAUGAAAGUAUGAAUUUAUACAUUUCAAUAAAAUAUGUUUUGCAGAAAGUUAGUCUUUAAUAAAUUAUGUAGUCUAAGGUUGGAGAUAUAGGAUUAGAAACUUUAAACGCCUAUGGGCAUGUGAAACAGUCUCCUGACAUAUGCAAUAGGAUAACUCCAGGGUGCUAUCAUAGAUAAAGAAAGAUACUGAUUAUCAAAUAGUGAAAAUAGGAACAGGCUUCAACAGGAUGUAAUGUAAGUAAUUUCUUAUGAAAUCACUAUGUUUCUGCCAACAAGGCCUUAAUCAUGUAUAAUUAAACACUCAUAUCUAUUUAUAGACAUAUAUUAUGGAAAGAAACACAUAAUAUAAUGACGGAUUCAAAUGUCAAUGGUUAAAGGAUACCAUGGUGACACGCAUAGCAGUCGUGACUCAAAUAAGGAAGUAAAUACAUACAGAAGAAGAGCAAAAAUAAAAAUGAUGAAUUAGCAGAUACAGCACCAGUUAAUUAAUUGGGUACGAUAUGGGUAUAAAUAGAUAUCUUAGUGAGUGUUUACUUAUACAUUAUUAAGGAUUUGUAAACCAAAAUAUGAGUUUUUGAUGGAUUUGCACUAAUAUAGUGUAGAAAGUAGGUCCAGACACUCAAGGUUUCUUCAAAAAGGCAGAUUUAUUGAAAACCAAAUGUGCAACGCUUUGACCUACACAGAAGCCUUUGUGCCCUUGAGCUUGACAAAGACCUCUGUGUAGGUCCAAACGUUGCACGUUCAGUUUUUAAUAAAUUUGCCUUUUUGAAGAAACCUUGAGUGUCUGGACCUACUUUCUACUAAUAUCUUCUAAAUUGGGGUUGCCAUCU
Molecule: messenger RNA, 3197 nt
Organism: Pelobates fuscus (common spadefoot toad)
Lineage: Eukaryota; Metazoa; Chordata; Amphibia; Anura; Pelobatidae
Gene: MUS81
Product: MUS81 structure-specific endonuclease subunit
Exons: 17
Coding region: 161-2023 (620 amino acids)
Biological process (GO): mitotic intra-S DNA damage checkpoint signaling; DNA catabolic process; resolution of meiotic recombination intermediates
Cellular component (GO): Holliday junction resolvase complex; nucleus
Molecular function (GO): crossover junction DNA endonuclease activity; DNA binding; 3'-flap endonuclease activity
Source: RefSeq, a predicted model, not a curated record